Molecule: messenger RNA, 1143 nt
Organism: Cyphellophora attinorum
Lineage: Eukaryota; Fungi; Ascomycota; Eurotiomycetes; Chaetothyriales; Cyphellophoraceae
Product: Malic acid transport protein
Exons: 1
Coding region: 1-1143 (380 amino acids)
Biological process (GO): malate transmembrane transport
Cellular component (GO): membrane
Molecular function (GO): malate transmembrane transporter activity
Source: RefSeq, a predicted model, not a curated record
AUGGGGCUGGUACACCCUACCGAUGGCGACUGGCGGACUCGCCUCAUCGUCCAUCCAUCCAUCCAGCCCCACACGUUCACAGGCCUUUUGACCACAGGCAAACUGAUCUUCAUCCUCGACCUCGUCCUAUUCACACUGAUCACCGGCCUCAUGACGUAUCGCUUCGUCAACUAUCCCGGGACAUUCAAGGCCUCGCUGACUCACCCAACGGAAUCCCUUUUCGCCGCGACCUCUCUGAUCGCCCUGGCUAGCAUCAUCGCCUGCAUUGGCAAGUAUGGCGUUCCCGAGUGCGGCCCCUGGCUGGUCACAGCCUUUCGUGUCAUCUUCUGGAUCUACUACGCCGCGGCCUGGCUGAGCGCUAUCGUAGCAUACGUUGCGCUUUUCACCAACCCUGAGCUCAAGAUCCAGGACAUGACGCCUGGAUGGGAUCUUCCCAUAUUCCCGAUCAUGCUCACGGGCACCGUCGCAAGUGCAGGCUCAGCGUUCCAGCCGCCGGAUCAGGCGGUGCCCAUGAUCGUGGCCGGACUCAUUGCGCAAGGAUUGGGCUUCUGGGUUUCGAUCCUUAUGUAUGCGAGCUACCUGCGCAGGAUGAUCCAGUACGGGUUUCCAAGCCCAGCGAGCCGCCCAGCUAUGUUCAUCGCUGUCGGGCCGCCGAGCUUUACCGGCUUGGCAAUCAUGGGCAUGGCAGGGAACUGGCCAGCGGAGAGCUACAACUAUUUCGGAGGUGAUCCGGCGAUGACGUUAACGACGCUGAAGGUCCUGGCGCUUGUAACGGCGUUGUUCCUUUAUAGUCUCAGCUUUUGGUUCUUCUCUGUGGGCGUAGUCAGCACGGUGAAAGUGGCGCGGGAGCUGAAAUUCAAGUUGAACUGGAAUGCGUUCGUAUUCCCAAAUGUCGGCUUCACAAUUGUGACGAUUGAGAUUGGGAAGCAGCUGAAGAGCGAGGGGGUGAAGUGGGUUGGCAGUAUUAUGACUAUCCUAUUGAUAGCGCUGUACUUGUUUGUGCAGGUCAUGUGUGUCCGGGCGGUGUGGAAUCGAGAGGUCUGCUUCCAGGGCAAGGAUGAAGACAACUACUUCACGGAAAGGAUGAUGAAGAAGGAGAAGUUGGGAGCUGUUGGGGCGAGUGGGCUAGAGAAGGAGGAGUGA